Molecule: messenger RNA, 429 nt
Organism: Trichomonas vaginalis G3
Lineage: Eukaryota; Parabasalia; Trichomonadida; Trichomonadidae
Exons: 1
Coding region: 1-429 (142 amino acids)
Source: RefSeq, a predicted model, not a curated record
AUGACCGCUCCUCCAGAGAAUCUUCUUCCACUUCCUCUUGAUGAUUUAUUCGACCAGAUCAAGAAGAGGGCAUAUGAAUCCCCAGAUAAGCAGAAGCUCAUCACAACCGAGUUAGAAAAAUUACUCAAAAAAGUAAAUAAAUUAGAUACAGGAAUAUACGUUGACGAAGUUGCCAACAAAGAAAUCCUCGCUCAAAUGCAAGAAAAGCUCAAACCAUAUGUAUCCAAAGAUAUGAAAAUCGUCGAAUUAAGAAAAUUAGGUCAGCUCGUUGCCCAAAAAUCAGGCGUUCCGAUUACUGAAUCUGAAAAGAAGAAGGUGAAUUUGUUGUAUUGGUUCCAUAUGCAUUGGGGAACACUCAAGGUCUGGUUAGAUAAUAUCCAAUAUGAUCAAAGUCGCGAUAUGCAGAGAGAAGCUAAUCCUUAUCAGUAA